Durusdinium trenchii is the source of this 213-nucleotide messenger RNA. The record is from the annotation of a GenBank genome assembly. NCBI's taxonomy places the organism in Eukaryota, Dinophyceae, Suessiales, Symbiodiniaceae.
AUGAAGCAGAAGGCGGAAGCGCGAAAGCAAUACAAAGGCAAGAAGUACGUGCCCUUGGACUUGCGCCCCAAGAAGACCCGCAAGAUCCGUCAAGCUCUCAAGGCCGAGCAGAAGUAUGCGAGUCUCGGCGGACGACGACGGGGUGUUUGCUACCACUGGGACGGGUGUUUGUGGUGGUUGUUAUUGUGUUGGUUGCGUGAAGCAGGGCAAUGA